CUAAUCAUGUACACUCCUUCCCAUCCUCUAUAUUCUGGAACUCAACUUCACAAAAUCCGCACAGUCCAGAGUCCAAUCCCAAAAACCUCGAGUACUCAUCCAUGGCAUUUGCUCAGUACUUGCUAACAGUCCCAGCUGAUACUUCAAAUCCCCAUUCCACUAGCUCGAUUUUAACUCGCCCAGUUUCAUCUUCUUAUAAUUCUCUAUCUUCGGUGAGUUUUUCUUUUUCUUCCCUAAACCUUAACACUCGCAGGGGCAGGGGCAGGGUCUCUAAUUUUCCCAAGAAUUUGAGAUUCGGCCACAAAGCAUCUGUUAAGGCCCAAGCAUCUGAAGCCAGCUCAGCUGCAGAUGCUUUCACCAACUUCAAGCAUGUACUCCUACCAAUUACAGACCGGAAUCCUUAUCUCUCUGAGGGUUCAAGACAGGUCCACUUCUUCUCUACAUUUUUCCUUCUUAGUAUCAGUGCUUAAACAGACAAAUCAUUG
Nicotiana tabacum (common tobacco) is the source of this 485-nucleotide messenger RNA. The record is from RefSeq and is a predicted model, not a curated record. NCBI's taxonomy places the organism in Eukaryota, Viridiplantae, Streptophyta, Magnoliopsida, Solanales, Solanaceae.